Xyrauchen texanus (razorback sucker) is the source of this 5797-nucleotide messenger RNA. Its product is annotated as proline-rich transmembrane protein 4-like. The transcript has 4 exons. NCBI's taxonomy places the organism in Eukaryota, Metazoa, Chordata, Actinopteri, Cypriniformes, Catostomidae. The record is from RefSeq and is a predicted model, not a curated record. Bases 410 to 2863 code for a protein of 817 amino acids.
CUUUUCCGCAGCAGGAUGGCAGGAAGAAGGAUUACUCCUAUUUUAGACUCUUCAUCCAUGCAUCCCAGGGUUCAAAACCAAAGGAGAGUGUAAGAGUCAAAUGGACUUUGUGAGGUUUAAUGUCUUCUGAGGAGUGUCAGCAUGACACCUCAAUAUAACGCACUCCUGCUAGUCUUCGGUUUUUCGCUAUAUGGUACCCUAUCUGCUGUAUCUCUAAAUAAAGAUGGCAGAUCCCACUCUUGGACCAAUACGGACAAAUUCACAGAGCCAGCGAGCAGCCCACCAUGGACGCCCCGGACCAACAAAAUGGAAGUGACUACUCCAACCAUCCUCCAUUUAUUCCUAAGUGUAUUACAGUCAGAGGAGGCUAGCAAAGACCAUCAGAGUCCAGAGGUCUCUAUGGGUGACCAUGGUUUGUCAAAACGUUCUGCUUCAAGAACUCCAUGGACCAAGACUUUCACUGAGACUGAUAUUCCUUCAGACAUCCAGCAGGAUGAAGAGGGACCUCAAAUGGAAGCAUUACGAUUGGCCUGAUCUUAGCAGACAAGGCCGUAUUGACCAAUCAUCUGAAACGUCUUCAUUUACAACACUGCAGCCUUCAACUUACCCAAACUCUCAGACGUGGAGUAUGGAGUUUAAGACACCUAUAGUUUGGAAUACAGAGACAUUUACGUCUCAAGCUGGGCAGAGUACAUCUGAAAAGAGAUUUAACAUUUACCAGACACUUUACCAGUCCUCAGGUACCACUCAGACACCAUAUGCCAGAGGAACCUUAGAUGGUACCAAUUUGCCAAGAGGGUUGACAGACUAUCUGUGGUCAUCUGAGGAAACAAAGGAUUUGACAGAUGCCUUUACAGUUAGUCGGAAUUUGAAAAGACCUGACAGUAAAAGAGAGGACGGGGUGAAAACUGAGGCAGUAGAACGAAUGACAAAGAAGCAAAAUGCGCAAACGACCGCCAAUGUGAUCAAGGUCACUGAAACACGUCCUCCAGCGUCUCCAGCUGCAGACUGGCAUGAGUCCACCACAGACUGCAACCUGGUUGCCAAUGGGAUCUGUCAGCCCUCUGACUCUUUCAGGAAUCAUGCUUCAACUAACAACACUCUGUCAACUCCACCCCCUGUUUCUGAAACCACACCCCCUGAAGUCAUAACCCCACCCAUCGAUGCUCUGACUCCACCUCUACUAGUCCCUCUGCUCACAGACUGGAACGCCGCCAUGGCGACAUGGGGCCUUGCAUGGGAGUUGCAGGUUUACGGUCUCGGUUGCGUGUUCUUGCUCGUGGCUGCACUGUCUGCACUAAGCCUGAUGUGUCUGCCCUUGCGUUGGCCCUCUGGCUGUGCCCACUUCAGCCUUCUCCACUUCCUCCAACUGCUGAUUGGUUCCAGUCGCUCUUUGUGGCUGCUCUAUGACCCAUACGGCCAACAAGAGCGCAUCCCGGUUGCCUGGGCACGACUGCUGCAGGAAUCCGCCUAUCCUUGUCUUACGGCAGCAUUUGGAUUGCUGUUGCUACUGCUUACCACGCGCUCCUGCACACAGCUACUGACCCAAAACACUCUACAGCGCAGCUCCUACCUGUUGGCUGCACUGGUGCUGCUGCAUGUCACGGUUUCCAUGGUUUCCAUGGCGAUACUGCAGCUGUUUCCCACCCUCAAAGUUGCGCCUCUGAUUCCGCCUACAGCCUUCUGUUUGAUGUCCACUCUCUUGUCACUCACGUACCUGCUUUUGUACUUCUGCGCCCAUGCGGGUACCAAGCACAUCUACCAGCUUAGCGAGAAUUCGCCGGAGCAUCCGGCCUGCCACGCCAGCCGAUGUCCGUUCACAGAGGCACAUAUGUGGGAAAGGGCGGCCAGGGCGGGAGUGUUCUCUGCCCUAUUUCUUCUAGCAUGUGCCGGCCUAAGACUCUACGCCAUGCUGAAUGCAGUAGGACUUAACGAGACCGCCAUGAUCGGCCUGAUGCCGUGGCCCUGGUGGGGUUUUCAGCUCAGCUGCAGAGUGUGUGAAGCUGGCAUGUGUCUCACUCUUGCUCUCGCAAUCACUCACCCACUUCUUUGGUGUGGAAUGCCCCUUUCUAAACCUGGAGGCUGCCGCUGGCUCUUCAAAAAGUCACCAACAGAGGAUGACAUAUCCUCAGCCAAACCCUCCAUUCUCUCUAGUCGCUGUGGCUGGUCAGUACGGACUGCAGAGAACAUUGUACGGCAGGAAAGUGAAAGUGUGCCACUCUACACCCUGGUGGAGUUACCACAUAGUGAAUCCGAUGGUUUGGAUCUCCACUAUCCCAGCAGCCCUCAACGUGAGCUUCCCAUACAGAUCACGCAAACCACAAAGCUUGAAAGCUUGGAUGGUGACUCCACGGUGGAUCUUCGGCCUCCUUCGCCCAUUGACCUGCGACGGAGCAUUGACGAGGCAUUGAACAGCGAGGCUCUGUUCCAGCAUAGCCUCUUUGGCUCUUCCAGGCUCUCUCUCAGCACACGUGGGCCUCCAGAUGGACAGCCCUGCUGGGGAAACUCCACCGAACCCAACUUGUACCGCACUGCCUCGUGUGGGGUUGUGGACCCUAGUCCUGUGCCCAAUCGACCCCAGCAAUGGGACACUAUAGCAGAGAGACCGUCACUCACUCAGGACGCAGUGUAUUGCAGUGGGUUAAAUUCGACACAACGCUCCCAGAGCAGUCACCACCCCAGCUCUCACACAUGUCAGCAACUCCACAAACGGUACACAACCUUGGGCUCUACUUCUUCCAGAGAGAGCCUAGAUGUAGAGACGCAUUCUCAUGGAGAUGAGCUCGCCAGUCAUGCAGAAUUCAUUAAUGCUUGCAGGCAGAUAGAUGCCCUCAGUGUCUGCAGUGAAACAAUUGACUUAUAAGCCAAAAGUUCACAAUUAACAUUCAACUAAUACCCUGCGACCCAAAACAUCGAAUCGAAUCUUAAUAUGCUCAAAGUAUACCACAAGACUUUAGAUGGCAUUUGGUUUUAAAUGCACCUAACAAUUAUCCUGAAAAAAGUAGAAAGAGUCUACAAUGGGCUUAUUAUGCAUCUUUUAGCUAUAAAGCUAGCACUUAUGAACGUUGUUUUAUAAUAAGAGGUUGGUAUUUGGUGUUAUAGAAUCAUUUCAUACAGCUGCUUUUCUUAAUCACACAUUUGGCAACAUUUAUGAUAGACAUGAUAUAUAGUCUUUAGCAAAAGGCAGCAUUAAGACAUUUGAAAAACCCUUUCAAAUGCUAAAACCAUGCUAAUCAGCGAUUGUAUUGGCAUUUAAAUGCAUUUUAAAAGUUUGACAUCAAGUUAAUUGACAUCAUGUCACCAAAACAGUAGUUGAUUAAAAUAUAGUCAAUCUUCAACAUAUCAAUCACACUGCUCUGGUUUUGCUUCAGCACCCAGAUACUACUUUGGGUAUCACGGUUGUUCAUUUUGGAGGUUUAUAAGGAUGGGGGUCACCUGUCCAUGUUGGCAUUUGCUUUAACUCCUGUUCUACCUAGCAACAGAUGGAUUUUUGGCUAAAUACUCUGGAGUUUGAUUGGAUGCACAGCAUUUGUCAACAUGACAAAUGGGAAGUAGGAUUGGGAAAUAAUAUUGAUUUUCCGAUGAGCUGUGAUCUGCACUUGAAUGAUCUCGAAACCAAUUCUUAAAUCUUAACGAUUGAUCUUUUACUAUAUGCGCAGCUCUUCUUAAAUAUGAGACCAAAUCUCAUGCUAUGCGACUAAAAUGUCUGCGAUAAGGCCACUGGCUGGUAAAUGUUCAGAUUUCACUCACCAGUGAUUGAGAAGUAUAUUAGCUAAGAAGUUCAGCAUCGUUUCAUCGUGUGUUGUGUAAUGUGUCCAAAGACGGUAUCCAUGCAAUCAGUCUGGCAUUGAAUAAUGUCUCUUAAUAUCCUUUCUGUCCUUUACAGCCAAUUGACCAAAAAUAUAUAACAAAUAUAAAAAUUUAAUUCUAAUCACGAAUAGCACGGAUGAGGUAAGGAAGCCAUUGGAGUCCUCUCUCAUUAAUAUGUGCUCAUUUACAGAAAUGCUGGUUUUCUUAAAGAGACAGUACAGAUUUUUAGCACAUUCUACAAAUCAAUGCAAAUACGUGUAAAUAGUAUAAAUUGUACUUGAAAGAAUCAACAUGUAACAAAAUAUAAUAUAUGCAAUAUAUAUACUAUUUAUUGACGGAAGACAUGGGUUUUUACACUUUUAAAACGCUCAAAUGUGACCUAAAUGAUGAAAAACAAAUACAAAUAUAAUUUGUAAAAUGUAUAUUUUCACAAUGUACCUAGUUAAAAGUUCCCCUGUAUAAUUGACAGCAUUAGCUGGGAGAGAAUUUCAAAAAAAGGGACAUUAUAUGUGAAAUAUACCAAUAUGAAACAAUAUUGAUUCGAAUCGGGAAAUCUGCAUCUAUACCCAGCCCUGAUGGGAAGUGUUUUCUCCUUGCUUUUAAACGUUAAUAAGACCAUUUAUUAUUAAUAUGCUACUUUAACAACUGUAUGUAAGGCAUAAUGAUCAGUCAGUGGUUGUUAUCGAAAAAUAAACCCGUCAAGGUGGUCAAGACUGAAACGCGAAGCUGAGGGGUCUUACUCUGUCAGGGUUUAUUUUGUGAUCUCACUGCUCAUUAUCCUGCUUAUUACAAUACUACUCGCAAAAUAAAUAAAUAACUGCACAAGAAAUAUUGACUUGAGUUGAACUUAUUGUAUUAGCUUAAGGGCCAGAUCUAGGGUGGUGCUGGGGAGGGCUUCCAGCUCAUUUUGUUUAGGGUUAGCACCAUGAAGAUAUAAUUCGAUCUUUGCUUUACUUUUCCACUGCACGGUACAACUCGACUCAACUUGACUCUGCUCGCUUUUUUGGGGGUUUUCCACUGUGGAUAGUACCUGGUACCUGAUACUCUUUUUAGUACCACCUCGAUCGAGGUUCCAAGCAAGCCGAACCGAUACUAAAUGUGAUGUCAAAAUCCUGCAGAUCACUGAUUGGUCUGAGAGAAUCGUCACUACUGGCGUCACUGGAUUUCCGACACGUGACAUCAACCCGCUAGUUCUAAAGUUAGCAACAGCGAUAGCAGUAUAAUUUGUUCAUGCGACUUUCGAAUUGUAAAAAGAAAUGGCUGUGCGCAAAACCACGCCGUGGUCAAUAAACAAGAUGCAGAUGGUCCACUCAUUAGCGAUGAACGAAACGAAAAAGUCUCUGAGGAAGUGUCUCCGCUGUUGACCGCACACGGCUACCACCGGACCUACCAACAGUGUAGGGAAAAGUUAUAAACGCUUAAAAGUGACGACCGAACCAUCAAGGAAAAGUGGAGGUGGUUUGACCAAAUGGACGCUAUCUAGACCGGCGAGCAAUGGGAGGGAGAGUGCCCUGGACUGGUGUUGAUCCACGAUGGAGGAUGGUACGUUUUGUUAUGUUAACUCUAUACUCUUCUUGCAAGCUUCACUUUAUUUAGUUGAGCAGCUACUGGAAGCUUCUAAAACAACCAGGCCAAUUUAACAGUUACACUUGUGUAAAAUCACCAUGCAACAACUGCUUUAUGCAGCACAAUGAGCUAGUAGCUAACAGCUAGCGGUCGUGUUAUUGUUUAUGGUCAGUAAUGUUUGUGUCGCUUUUAAGAUGAUGUCACAGCAGUAGAGGCGGCGCAACUAUGGCGAUCAGCCUUUAAUCCCACCCACGUUGAGGCGGCACUAAACUGCAGUGGAAAUGCAAGAAAUGUAAAAGCAAAGCAUGUAGAGUCGAGUCGAGUCAAGCCGUAACUUGCCGUGGAAAAGUGCCUUUAUAACCCCACCCCUUUUUGGAGUUGUCCUAGCCCCAUUAUGGAGUAACUCCACCCCUUUUCGGAG